CCACCCCCCUCCACUCACCCCCCCACCCAGUAAUAAGCUCUCCUGCCAUCUGUCAGAGCUGCUGCUGAUUGGCUGAAGACAGCAAUGUCUGAAGACGACACUGGCUGGCAGGCUGCCUGGAAGAAGGGGCGGGGAUGUCAGCUGAUUGAUAGAGAGGAGGAGGAGGAGAAGGAGGAGGAAGAGGAGGAGUCAGAGGAGGAGGAGGAGGAAGAGCAGCUGAGUCGAGUCUGUAAAUCCACGAUGAGCCGGCUCUGCUGCAGACAACAAGUGUGCGGAGACAGAGAGAGGGAGGAUAAAACCAGGUUACUCUGUAACAGAGGGAGAGAGUGACGGGACGGGAGAGAGCGGAAAAGGAGGUUACCACGGCAACUCCUGGGACGUCGCUGCAGCGGCGGCGAGGACACCAGGACACGCAGAUUGAAGAGAUGAUGAGCAAAUGGAGGACAGAUCUGGGAGUCCAGCUGGACCUCUGACACCCAUCAAACAGAUUGGCACUUUCCUGGGUACCAGGAGGCUGACAGACUCUUUGCACAAAUAGCAAAGGUCCAAAGACAAAGAAAGAUCAGGGUGUUCAGGUGCCAGCAUGUCCCAGGCAGGCAAAGUCCUCCACCUGUACGUUGAGGUGAGGUCGGUCACUGAGGAGGAAGGAAAGGUGCAGGGACGAGGAGAUGAUGGGACCACUCACCUGAUGCUUCAGUGCCCAGACGUCCUCCCUCACUCCCAGAGAAGCUCCAGCCCCAACCGCAGUCAGAAUCAUUCUCCAGUUCCUCAACACCAAAGUGGGGUCGGAAGCCACAGCUUACCCCCAUCAAAGUCUUCCUCCAGGCACUCAGUCAGCUUCCAACUCCAAAACCCUGAUGCCACAGGAUCCCCCACCCAGUUCCAGCGGCAGGAUGUAUUUCAUGACAGUUUCGGUCAAUUCCUCCAGGUGCUUGCACCUGGAUCGACUGGUCCAGGCCAGCAUGGCUCAUUGGGACGCACCUGCUCCUCUGACAUGGAUCCCUUCCAGGGAAGAGUGCUUAUCUCCCCAUCUUCUACAUCUUCUGGGACGCUAACUGUUCCCUCCACACCUACCAGCAACCGUAGGUCCUAUGAAGGCCCAAGGGUGGAGGGUGAGGAGGGGAAGACAUCUGUAGUGACUUUUGGCUACAUAGAGAAAUCUAAUGUUCACAGCAUGGGGGGUCGGCGUAGCUCUAUGUGCCAAAGUGAGUUGGACAAUACUUUUAACAGACUGGAGAGGCAGCAGCUGCCUGGCCACCUCCGAAAGAGGUUGAGUGACCCAGUGUGGUACAAUGGGCAGCCAGAGCAGGGCGACCCUUACUCCAGUCACUCAUACCCAUCUCAGACUCAGUCCCCACAGGGCUCGCCUUACCUGCAGAGGGCUGUGGCAGAUGCAGUUGCCAGAGAUGCCACCUACAGGGCCUUGGAGGAGUUUGGAUCCCCAGAGCUUAGGCGCAGAUUUGCUGGUCACAGCCCAGAGAAUUGCAGCCCAACCCUACCACGGCACUACCAGUCCCCUCGCUGCCGGUCCUGGGGGGGUUCACCUGUCCUGCCCCGCAAUACCCACACCCUGCCAUCCAAGGCUCAGCUUCUGGAGAUGGACAGGGGAAUCUGCCGUAGUUCAGUGAAUGGAUUACCCAGAAGUCCUGCCUCUGACCACCUGUGUGCCCACAUUGGGUACUCCUCCCAGUCACCAGCCCCAAUCCUUCGCUCUCAUGGCCCACCCCAGAGCCAACAAAGGCCAUGGAUGGGGGACGAGAGCCCCAAGUUGUCCAGCAAAUUUCACCCACCUUUACCAGCAGGGAGACCCACAGACAUCCAGCAUGAGAUUCCAACUAGCAUGUUCCCUACCAGCAACCAUUCCAAUUCCGGCUACCACGCUAGUGGGAACCCCCAACACAGUGUUAAUAGUAGCUACAGUGCUAACAUCACCAACACCAGUCAUAAUGCUACAGACAGUAUACACUUCAGUACUAAUGAGAACUUAUCCAGCAAGCCUCACUACAAAUCGUCACGCUGCAGUAGCAGAGCCAGUGACACAGCCAGCCCCACCAACGGCAGGAGGAGCAUCUCCCCAUCCCCAAAUGCUGAAGUGGCUUCUAGGUUAGCUGCAGAGGCUACCAAACUGUCCACCAUUUUUGCUGAAAGGCGGACUCCCUCUCCAACACCUUCUCAAGCUGAGUCACUGCGGUCAGAGAGUCCCAGGAUGGGAGGGUCGUUCCUGAGAGAAUCCCAACCUUAUGCCACUCUUCAUGGGCGAAGCUCCCCUGAGCCCGUGCAGGCCGACAGCCAGAACCACAGAUGGAAACCAGACAAAGCAAUACCUCAGACCAGACCAGGACGUAUCUCACCUCUCUUACCCCACAAAGGCCUGUCUUCACCAGCAUCUCCAGCCCUGCCAGCCAGGUUGCACCGUGCAGCCGCCUCUCAGUCACCAGUCUUGGACCCACGGCAUCAACGGGGUUCAUCACCCACUAAGGACGUGUCAGCCCUGCACCGCUACCAGCAGCCACAGUACACUGGAGACCACAGAUCGCCUGGCAUGGAGCAGAAGCAACAUGAUCACCUCUUUGACAGAUCACUUAGGGACAGCCCUGAACUCUCCAGGAGACUUCUCUCCAGCCAGAACACAGAAGCACUGCCUGUGAGCUGGACCUCCAGGCACCAGCAGUGGAGGGAAGCCGGACCAGUCCAGGAUGGGGACGAACUCUGUGAAGACAACUACAGACAGUCCACCUCAAGAGUUUACACUCCAAGCAAAGAGGAGUACCACAGGAAGGUCGGAGGAGACAAAAUGCUAAAGACAUCAGUACAGGAGUACCACACGCCGGUUAUAAGUGUGUCCAAGGAUGAGAGGGAGGAGGUUCAGGAUCACAGCGGGGCUGCUGGGACGUCCUCUCAAAGCUCCAGUGGAGUAACAGGCAGCAUGGGAGACAGUUCGCAGCUGGACAGAAACGACAGUCUGUCCCCCGAAACCUCGAGCCAGUCCAGCCACGAUACGACAGACACCGGCUCGGGGUUACAGUCUGACGGCGGCUCGACGACAACUCCAUCCUCGCGGUCGCAGAAGAUCGCUCGUGCCAAGUGGGAGUUCCUGUUCGGAGGUCAGACGGAGGAGAGUCGCUGCAGUAAAGGUAAAGACGUUCCGUCCACGACGCCUCCUACCAGCGGCUCUCCCAGCCCUACCCCUCCCUCCUCCCUCCAUCUGAAACCAGCCAACCAGAGGAGGGGGCGGGACAACGAGGGUCCAAAGUUGUCACAUCACGAGGUGCGGCAGAUUGAGGUGGAGCUGGUAACCCCUGACUUCCGUGGCUCCACCCCCAAGACGGGCAUCAUCCGCCGAACCAUCAAAUACUCUGAGACGGAUCUUGACGCCGUUCCACUGCGGUGCUACAGGGAGACCGACCUGGACGAGGUGAUGCGGGCGGAGGCCGAGGCAGCCGAGGAGGCGGACUCGGCCUUUGGGAGUAACCGCAGUGUCUUGGGAAACUCCAGCUUCAGCCCCGCCGAGGCUUCGCCAAAACCCCGGACAGGUGUGGGGAAGGUGGAGGAAGAUGGGGAGGAGGAGGAGGAUGAGGAAGAGGAGGAGGAGGAAGAGGAGGGAGUGGUGAGCUGGGCCAGUGUGCGGAUGCUGGGAGACCGACAGAGACAAAGAGCUACCGAGGAGGAGGACGAGGUGUUCAGUCUGCUGCUGAAGGGGCCGUUGGGGACGUCUGACUCACAUGGUGGCCUCAAGUCUCCGAUCUCAAUCGGCAGCCCACGCCGACCCUCCGAGAGCAACCUGGACUCCUUCAGCCGCCACUUUGAAAGCAUCAUGGAGUCUCACCGAGCCAAAGGCACCUCGUACAGCAGCCUGGACAGCGUGGACCUUCUGACCUCUGGAUCCACGUCUGUGUUCACCUUCGAUCUGCCCACCCUCACGCCGGAGAUCCAGAGUCAGAUCUGCGAGAGCGCCAAGCAGAUCAUCGAGCUGAGCUUCGCCCCGCUGGCCCGUCCCGACCCGUCUGCUCCCUCAGAGACGUCCCGCUCUGAAAUCACCCUCAGUGCCUCGGGGACGGGGCUACGCGGCGGCUCCAAAGACGACCCCGGCCCUCCGGUUCGGUCCAAGUCGGAGAAAGAGUCGUGGCGUCGCUCCAUCCUCAAAGACGGCUUCCGCAAGGCAAGCUCAGCUCCGUCGCUUCACAGCAGCCCCAGGGAGCGUCCGGUGAACCGCCCUCCCGAGCUGCUGUACCCACAGGCUGACGUGGCGGAGCGUCUGGCUCUCGGCGGCAGCGACGAUGCGCUGGCCAACGGCACGAAGCCCGACCUGCAGGCGGCCAAGCGUCUGGCCAAACGCCUCUACAACCUGGACGGCUUCAGGAAGUCGGACGUGGCUCGACACCUCAGCAAGAAUAACGAGUUCAGUCAGAUGGUGGCGGAGGAAUAUCUCAGUAACUUCAGCUUCAGCGGUCUGACCAUCGAUCAGGCGCUCAGGACGUUUCUGAGCCGCUUCGCUCUGAUGGGAGAAACUCAGGAGAGAGAAAGAGUCCUCGCUCAGUUCUCCAGGAGAUACAGACAGUGUAACCCAGAGAGCCUCACCACUGAAGACAGCGUCCACACUCUGACCUGUGCCGUCAUGCUGCUGAACACCGACCUUCACGGGAACAAUGUGGGGAAGAGGAUGUCCUGCAGUCAGUUCAUCACCAACCUGGAGGGUCUCAACGACGGAAAAGACUUCCCCAAAGAUCUGCUGAAGACUCUCUACAGCUCCAUCAAGAAUGAGAAGCUUCAGUGGACCAUUGAUGAGGAGGAGUUGAGGAAGUCCAUGUCGGAGCUGGCUGACGUCCGAACAGACUCGGCCUCCCACACCAUGAAGCGCCUGGGAAGUGGAGGGAACCCACUGGUGGGCGUUGCCCAGCAGGCCGAUGGCGAGCUCUACAAGAGCGGCUUCCUGGUCCGCAAAGUCCACGCCGACCCCGACGGAAAGAGAACUCCGCGGGGCAAGAGGGGCUGGAAGUCUUUCUACGCCAUGCUGAAGGGUCUGGUGCUCUACCUGCAGAAGGAUGAGUACCGUGCGGAGCGAGAGCUGACGGAGGAGGACGUAAAGAACGCCGUGUCCAUCCAUCACUCUCUGGCCAUGAGGGCAGCUGAUUACAGCAAGAGACCGAACGUCUUCUACCUGAGGACGGCCGACUGGAGAGUCUUCCUGCUGCAGGCUCCAAACGCAGAACAGAUGCAGUCCUGGAUCACGCGCAUCAACGUCGUGGCGGCCAUGUUUUCGGCUCCUCCAUUCCCGGCGGCGAUUGGCUCCCAGAAGAAAUUCAGCCGUCCUCUGUUGCCGGGAUCCAACACCAAACUGACCCAGGAGGAGCAGGUUAAAUCCCACGAGAACCGGUUCAGGGCGGUUUCCUCAGAGCUGGCAGAGCUCACGGCCUCCACACCAGACCGGAAGGUGAAAGGUCGCGAGCUGGAGGAACAGAAACUCCGACAGGAGUACCUGGAGUUUGAGAAAACCCGCUACGGUACGUACGCCAUGCUGCUUCGGGCCAAACUGUCAAGUGGAGACGAGGACCUGUCAGCCUUUGAGGCGCGGCUGUUUGAUGAUGGCGGCCUGCAGAGGGCACACUCCAGCCCCACGCUGCCUCAGGAGACAGCCAACAAGGAGAAGACCCGCGGAGGCAAGACGUCCAAAAGCUUAAAGGUCACGUCCUCCUCGUCCUUGACCUCCAAGACCAGCGGCAGCGCCAAAGAGGCAAGCAAGAAGAAGAAUGGCGGUGGUGGUGGAGGCGGUGGCGGUGGGAACAACCAGCAGCCGGAGCUGCAGAAACAGAGUAGCAAACAGGAAGAGGCGCCGUAAGGCGGCGAGAAGCAGGUUUGAUACAGAGUGUGUAGCUGGAGACGGACAAGAAGCAUCAUGGGUAGCAGGCUGACAUCCUCCUUUAAACCUUUUCUGUUAAACCUCAGUCAGAUUCUGAUUGGCUGAGGGGAUUUUCCUCCAGAGCCCGGCUGAGUCGUUCGAGGGCGGCGGGAGAGGAGACGCUCGUCACAAAGGAGGACGACCGUACGGACGAGUGGAGCGCCUUUCUUUUUCUUUUUUUUUUUUCUUCCACGAGUCGAAACAUUCAGGAAACACGAGCGAGGUGUGAAAUCUGAAGAGCGUCACUCUGAGUUUAUUUCUCGUCCAAACAUCCACCUCAGCAGGUCAGAGUUUCACAAUAAAAGCUUUACUUCCUGUCAGACCUUUUAUUUUCAGGGACUCUCUGAGCGAGUUUGAACCUCCUGCAGCAGCCGGCUGCUCACAAACACUUUGUAGGUACUGACCUCCUGCACGGCCGCCGCUCUGCUGCUUCUCCUAGCAACAGACGGGGGAGCAGGUUGCCAUGCCAACCAGAUAUGACAGACAGAGCGCGUGGGACUGUUGCCGUGGCGACCGAGCAGAAGGGGGAGCAGAGAGGGAGGGGAGAGAGACUCUGGAGUCAGGACUCCCCCGGCCAAACAAACAAACAAACAAACAAAUAGACAAACAGACCGAGGCUGUGAUGAUGCGUCACAGAACACAAUACCUCCUCCUCCUCCGCACUUCACAGACUGUGUGUGUGUGUGUGUGUGUGUGUGUGUGCGUGCGUGUGUGUCAUACUUCCAGGAGUGUAAAUACUAACUGAUGGAGGCUGAUCAGAGUCACUGCACUUCAUUUAUUUAUGUUGUUGUUGUUUUUUUCCUGGCUGAGUUCUGCUGGAACAAACAGGCUGUACGGAAGCUCAUUAGUGACCAAAAACUACUGACUGAGCAGAAACAAUAAUAAUUCAGACUUUAGUCAGCGACAUCAUCCCAUAGUUAUUGAUUAAUACUUUUUUAUUCUGCCUUAUGGAGAGCCGAUGUGACAAAGACGUCAAAUUUCUGUAAAUUUAUAUUCUGCGUGUUUGAUAAAUUGCUCACUGCUGGGUUCUUUGCAUUUAUUUAAAACCAUAAUGGUACCGAAUUUCAAUAUGCAUCCCCCGGUUGAGCGGAGCUUUUUGUAAACAUGUUUAAUGAUUUAAGACCCCGCCCCCAGUUGGAACAUACGGCCUUAUAUUGAUUAAAUAUAUUAAUAAUUAUAAUAUAUUUUACUUUUCUCAAAACAAAAUCAGUUUACAUCCUUUAUCUUAACCUGUCGCACUUUUUGCAAAUUCCAAAAAACAGCUCCCAAAUAUAAAAAAAUUCAGAAAAUUUUAAAAUUUAAUAAAAAACAUAAGAAUUUAAUAAACUGACACUACGCAACACCAGAUUACUUGAGCAAAUAGUAUUUAAAAGGCACAAUAAAUAAAAUGUACAUAUUAAACAUCAGUAUAAAUAAAAUAAGGAAUUUCUGUGUUUCUUUGUUUGACAUUAAAUCUGAAAAUAAAAGGCAGCAGACUUUCUUAAUUCAUGUUUGUGAUUAUAAAUUUAAAAUACAUUAAAAUAUAAAAAUGAUUGUGUCCUGAAAUUAAAAUUCUUGUGUUGUAAAAGUUUAACAAAGUGUUGUGAAGCGUCUCUCAGACUGGUUUCAGUUUGAUUCUGUUUUGUGCUCACUCAGUAGUUUUGUCGUUAAUGAACGUCUAUAGAUUUUUUAUGCUGAAAACGAUGCUGGAAACUGAAUAACGUUUGAAUCCGUCCACUUUCUCCUCACACUCCUGUUUUCUUACUUAAAGUUUCUGUAUUGUGCUGAAAAUGAUCUUUGUUGGUUUGUUGGAGACGAAAGUUUAGAAGUUUAAAUCGUGUGUUUGUUAACGGGAUGAAACAAACAUCAGAAACCUCAGAGCUUAAAUUAAGAAAAUCCUGAUCACUUUGACCACCGGACACCAGAGGGGAUUUCUGGGUAAUGAGGUUUUCAACAUGCAGUUUCCUCCUGCUGCCACUUGGUGUCAUCAGAGUGUCACACAUGUUUACUUUCAUUGAGUAGUUUUCAGACCUGCAUUCAAAACUUAAGUAAAAGAAAAGUAACAGCAAAAGUAAAAGUAUUGUAAUAUAAUUAUCGAUGCAUUCAUGUGUUUAUCUGAAUAAUCUGAGUUUAGUAAAGUAUCUAAAGCUGUCAGAUAAAUGGAGUGCAGUUAAAAGUAUAAAGUAGUAUAAAGUGACAGUACUUAGGUACUUACGUAGAGUACUCAGGGUUCCCACGGUCAUGGAAAAUCUGGAAAAAUCAAGGAAUUAUGUCGUGUAUAAUGAAAUAAAUUGUCCACAGUAAUCUGCAGUUGAUAACCUUCCACAUAGUAUAAAACCAACAUAACCAACCGACUCUGGAAAAGGUUUCUUUCUACAUUUGGAGUCAAGUAUAAUAAACAGGUCUGUUAGUGAUAUACAGUGUGCACAGUCAUUGAAUUUUGUUAGUCAUGUAAAAAUCAGUAAAAAUAUGGAGGAACCCUGAGCACCUUAGUGAAUGUUCUUGAUUACUUUCCUCCAGGUUUGGGAGUCACAAACGUCAGAGUCACAGUGGUUCAGGUGGGGCUGAGGUACAGUUCAUGAUUUAAAAAAAAAUUGCAAAUGAGGAAAGACUAAGACGUGAUGAAGAUAUUAUAAGACAGCUGUGAAGCCAAGAUCCAAAGUAGAUUUAUCACCCUCCAUCCAGGUCUUGAGAUUCUUAUUAAUUUUGGCAGUGCCAGGCUUCCAUAUUCAGCCCCCUCAGUGUCAGGAAAACAUAAAAACAUGCCGUCAUGUUUGGUUUCCUUCCUGUGAUGUAACGCUGCAGCUGGUCGUUGAUUAUGAAUAAUCAAAGUGAACAGAAGGAGCUUCAUGUUUCAGCAGAGAGCAGAUGUACUGACAGCAGACGAACACCAGGUGGCAGCAGACUCUGCAGGUUUAACAGGUGACGAGUAAAAGAAGCCAAACACCCAAAGUGUUGUUUAUUUUUGCUCUUAUCUUCACUUCCAGAGAUCAGAUCCUCUAAAGAGUCAAACUCUGGAGGUUUCUGUAGUUUGUCAGGUUUGUGAUCAGGAACACAAACAGCUGGAACCUUUUUCAUCCCAAAUAUUAAUGUGUGUCUCCAGAAAACCUGAAAACACUGAAGGAAAGCUGGAAGCUUUGUUCUCUGAAGGGAAUUCUUCCUUUCUUUUUUUUGGUCGUUUCCAAUCGGGAACAAUUCUUCAGUGAGCGUUGGAGCUUCAGUGUGAAACUUUCGAUGGAUUACAAACACUGAUGCUUCUGUUUGUGCUGUUGGACAGAUUACCCUCCAGGAAUUAGUCUUAUACCGCUGGAAGCUCUCAGAGACAUAAAGAGAGAAAGUCUGACCUUUUGAAUGAAGCUGUUUUUGUUUUUUCUCUGCGGUCCGUACGUGGAUCAUCAAGUCUGUUCUUCAGUGGCUGAACAGACUGUAAGGACUCAUUAAAACACCACAGAGGACUUUAAAAACACAAAUUUCAAAGGUACUGACAGAAUCAAAACUACGGAGCCUCUACGGAGAAUUACAGCCAUGUUCUUUUGUUUUUUUGUUUUUUGUUUUUUGUUUUUUACAUCAUGCUCCGAAAGGUAUUACGUAACCUCACUCCUUUUCUUGAGAUCAAAAUGACAGAUUCUCAGCUUACCAUGUGAUAACCACAAUCGUCCACGCUCGUCGCUGGUUGCAUCAGUCGAUCCGGAUCUCGGUCCUCAUCACAGGUCACAAACUUUGGAUUUAACUGAAACGUAAAGAUCACAGCUAUGAGAAAUCUGUCUUAGUCCACAGCAGCUGCAUUCCUGGAGCGUCUUUGAUGUCGGACACAGUAGACUCCAGCACACUGAGGGCAGUGACACUGUCCUCGAGGUUGGAGUCAUUAGCACUUCAUUAGCACUUACACGUCACUGACAUCUUGCUUGUGGUGGUGGUUCCCAGUUAGAGAAGGGAGUCAGUUCAGGUGGUUCGGACCCACAACACACCCGAUCUUAUAAGCAGCAUUUCCAACUCUUUCGGUACAGUACCCUCAGAACCGGUCCGUAACCCAGAUGGACUUGUACCCAGACCCGAGAUCUGUUUAGCGUUUCCUCCUCAGACAGUACUCUUAAUUGUAGUUGGGGUUGUUUCCACUCUCGCUGUAUAAACACUUCACUGACGAUGCAGAGGAAUGUUUGCACCUCAUUGAUUGUCCACGUGAUGACGUUACACUCCAGCAUUUUCAGAACAAAAAAGAACGGGCUGGUGUGUUUUUAGAGUCUGUGUCGCAUUCGGUUGGAUGUUUGAAAAUACAACGCUUUUCAAGUAAGAGUGAUGAUUCUCUCCUGACCAGUCAAUGGACUGCAGGGUUCCUAGCCCCGCCUUUCAGUGUGCACAUUACCUCAACAGAGAGUAACAAAUGGGACAGAAUGGAGCAGUUCUAUUGGUUCAUCCACAUUUUUCACCAAAGGAAACACAAAUAUAAUCGUUCUAAUGUGUAACGAGCUAAACUGAACAGAACCGACUGCUUGGUGGAAACGAGGCUCAAGAUCCGCCGCAGUGAGCUCAAAGGAUGUGGCUGCCUUUUUUACUUCCUAUUCUCGUACAGACUCAACAAGUCUUCAUCUCUGAAGCUCAUAGGUCAUUUAUAUACUCAGUUCUGAUUGGGAAAAGAGGGUCCGUUAAUCAGCUUUUCCUCCAUUUAGUUUGACGUUCUGUUUCAUCAGAGAUUGAGAACCAGAUGAUUGGUUGUGUCAGAGGACGUUUGCAUGACUUUGAACCUUCCUCAGGUUCCUCACGUUCUGCAGCUGGUCGACUUUUGAGACUUUAAUUUUCAGAGAGACACCAGGUUCAAUUCAAAUUAAUGGCAUCUUGUAAAAACAAUAGAUGGAUGGAUGACGCUAAUAAAAUCCUGGACUCAACCUGUGUCAGAUUGUACGACAUCAGUUUUGAGGCUGUCAGAUGUGUGCGAUGAAGGUGUUGUGAAUCGUCACACUACGUUGGAAACAUCGGCUCGCAUCAUCCUUCUGCAUCACCGUCAUGUUUUUAAUCGUCCAAACUGGGACCAGGACCUGUCGUCUGUCUGUGACUUGCUGCAAACCUUUAGUUUCAUCGAUCGAUGACGAUCACUUUCAAAAUGUCAACAUUUCACUGAGAGUUCUCGAUUCCACGAGUACCUUUGAAAUUAUUAGCGGACCUUCACACAUAAAGACCUCUGUGGUUCGUUUGACCGUGAAGAUCGGAGAGGACAUCUGACUCAGUCCGUCCUUCUCUUCUUUGUCUUCCAUCAGACGGACAUCGACACGCUGGUUGAUGCAGGAGGAAUCUAUCGAGUCACUAGCAGACAGCAGGGUUCAGAUUCAUCGUCCCCGCUGAGCUGUUUGACCCCCGCCGGGUCGUAUUUACUCCCUCAAAUAUCCAGUAACACUUGUGUACAUCGGGUGUAUUUGUCGCACUGUGCAAUAUAAAGCAGCAUAGGAUGAAUUUGUCUAAAAGUCAUGGCCGCUUUCAGCUCUUUGUCUGUGUCCAAACCUGUAAAUAAAUGUACAAGUUCACAUUGAGAAGCCAUAUUGUAGUUGGGCUGAAUGCCCGGCUAGCGCUUGCUGCGUUUUAGGGCACUUUGUUUUAGAUAUUUUAGAGUGAGAGCAGAUUAAACCUCGUCAGAGAGGUUCAUUCCACCACUUUAUUUAUUCUGUUGGUUGUCGUCUCCGAUCGACGACGAAGACCGAGUUUAGUUUCUGUGAAAGUUUUUUGUUUUUCCGGCUUUGCUGCGGUCUGAAUGUUCGCCGCCGGCUCGCCGAUCGAUAGCUGUACAUACUGUCCACAUCCUGUGAGGUUUUGGUCGUAGUGAAACACAAACAACAUGUUUGUAUCAUUUUGAAGGCUUAGAGGCAAAAAUAAAAAAACAACAUUUUGAAAACAAAGUCUGAAAGUCUUUUAUUCAAAGUUUCAGAAACCGUGCGCCAUUUAUUUCUCACACUGAUAUUUAACUUCCAGGCUGCUUGGUUAUUAAAAAGAAACCACAUGAAUACACAGUAUUAGUAAAAACACACAGCCUCAGCUGGAAACGCUGCUCCUGCAGAGCAACAAGGUUUAUGUGUAAACAUCAGAGAAAUAAAAGAUGUUCAUGUUGCACAGCUAAGAGUUCGGAAUAUAUUUCACAACUUCACUUUUUCAGGAGAGACGCCAUUUAAGAAAUGUAGAAGGUGCAUAUUCAAAAUGUUCUUAAGUUAAAAAUAAAAACACUCGAGGUAAGUUUAAAAUUAUUAAACUGUAAAUCAUAAAUAUGACAUUUAAUUCUUAUAUGUCGAAUGUGACUUUUUGCUCUUACAACUUGAAGUCAUAUUUAGACUAUGAAAACAUUUUUAACUAAUAGCAAAAUAUUUUUAUUUAUCUGGUUUGUUAUGUCAAAGUUUUAACAGAAGAAUAAAAAUUGUCAGAUGUAUCUCACAGUUUGGAAUUUAAAUCUCUAAAAUUAAUUUUUAUUUAACUGACUUUAACUUUCUUAGAACUUUUUUUUAAACAUUUUUAACCAAUACUAAAAUAUUUUUAUUUAACAGGCUUUUUAUUGCAUAAUUUUAAAAUAGUCAAAAUUUUGACCUAUUUCAUUAUUUUUUACAGAAAAAUGAACAGUUGUCAGUUUUAUCUCAUGAAUUUGAAACUUUUAAAUUUAUUUUGACUGUUUUAUAAUUUUCAUUUCACUGAAUUAACUCUCUUCUAACUUUUUUUAACCGGUUUAUGGUCACAUAAUUUUAAAACCGCAUAUUUCAUAAUUUAAAUAAAACCAAGUUAAAUUGUCAUGAUGGUGACCUUAGUGUGACCUUAGUGUCUUAUAAUUCUGCUGAAAUGUUUUUGUAUCUUUUUAUUUACGUCACCAUUCUAAUUUUAAUCAUAUUAAAUGACUUACUAUCGAAUAAUUUUGACAUUAAAAGCCCAAAAUUUAGACUUUUUAAGGCGAGACAUGGCAGACAAAAACAUCGAGUGGUCAAUUUUUAUAUUUUGAGCAAGUUUACUUCUUGAAUAUGUGUUCUUUCAAACUGCUGUAAAGAAAAGAUUCAAAUUAUACAUUUAGACGUUUAUUUGAUCACAUUUUGUCCACUUGCAUAAUGUUAUGUUAUUAUGUAAAUCUUUGAAUGCCGUUUUCUCAAAAUGAGUUUUUUGUCAUACUCGUAGUCGAACGUCUCGGCCUCUGUAGCACCUAUGUACACCAAACUUUGCAGUUAAACCCAUAGCUAUAUACUGAAGAUAUUUACAGAGGGGUUUGUUAAUAAAUCAUUCCUAGCCUGAUUUAUGUUACAUUUUAUUCCCAAAAAUAUGGCGAAAAUCGAUUUUUUUAAGGCUAUGGACAGUAUAUUUAGAUCUUCGAGGUAAUAAAGCAGAAAUCCUUAAAUCCCUCUGUAAUUUCUUUUUUCAUCAUAUAUGUAAACAAAAUGAAAAAAUAAUUUUGCACCUGGCUUUAUCAGAUGUUCAGAUUUAUCUUCCUAAAAUAUAUGCAAAUUAGCACAUAUUUAAUGAGUGAUGCUAAUUUGCAUAAUUAAACAUUAAAAUUUUAAAAACUUGAAAUAUUUUUUUUCAUACUAUUGUAAGUAAUCAGCUGAUAUGAUGAAUUUUAAAAUGUUACUCUCUUCACCUGCAGUGUCUCACCUUCAGUAGAAAAUAUUUCUAUAAUGUUGCUGUUUGUCUUAAUUAUUCUUAAUUUUGUCUGAAAUAUUUCGAUUAUAUAAAACAAAAUGUAUUUCUGUCUCAGUGUGACUGAACAAAUUAGAAAUUUUCCUUCAGUAUUUUUUAUUUUCAACAUUCAUAACAUUUAACAUUUAAAAUCUUUUUCAUUCUGGCAUCAACGAGAUCAAAGUAUGGACAAACAAAGAAACUGAGAACAGGUGAGUAACUGAUGAUGUCACUGCUCUGACUGAGACAGGUGAGACGUGCUGCGUUCCAGACCAGACAGAAAAAUCAGAAAUCCCAUUUUCCUUCGAGAUGAAGAAGCAGAUUGGCGUGAGGUCACAUACACACACUCACACGCUCACACGCACGCACACACACACUGUAAACACACACAGAUUUAUAGCUCCUCUUCAUCGACACGUCUCGACUUUGCGUUCACUUCCU
Molecule: messenger RNA, 13945 nt
Organism: Epinephelus moara (kelp grouper)
Lineage: Eukaryota; Metazoa; Chordata; Actinopteri; Perciformes; Serranidae
Exons: 19
Coding region: 584-5836 (1750 amino acids)
Biological process (GO): regulation of ARF protein signal transduction
Molecular function (GO): guanyl-nucleotide exchange factor activity
Source: RefSeq, a predicted model, not a curated record